GUGGGAUGCAAGCGGGCUUUGCAAUCAGUGGCGGAAUCUGAAGAGUAAAACAUUGAAGCUUGGGUUUUUCUGCUUUUUGAAUUAAAUCCCACUGUUUCUUCAGUGGUUACCUUGCAUAAAAACACACAGAAAUGGCAGACAAAGAAGUGUACGAUGAUGCUGUGGAGGAGCGAGUAAUAAACGAGGAAUACAAGAUUUGGAAGAAAAACACACCAUUCUUAUACGACCUAGUUAUGACACAUGCACUUGAGUGGCCGAGUUUAACUGUGCAGUGGCUUCCUGAUGUGAACAGGCCUGAAGGAAAGGACUAUGCAGUUCACCGGCUUGUGUUGGGCACACACACCUCGGAUGAGCAGAACCACUUGGUCAUCGCCAGUGUUCAGGUCCCUAAUGAUGAUGCUCAGUUUGAUGCAUCCCACUACGACAGUGAGAAAGGAGAGUUUGGAGGGUUUGGGUCAGUAAGUGGAAAGAUUGAGAUUGAGAUUAAGAUCAAUCAUGAAGGAGAGGUGAACAGAGCCAGAUACAUGCCACAAAACCCCUGCAUCAUUGCCACCAAGACCCCCACCUCUGAUGUUCUGGUCUUUGACUACACCAAACACCCAUCCAAACCAGACCCCAGUGGAGAGUGCAGUCCAGACCUGAGACUGCGGGGUCAUCAGAAGGAGGGAUACGGUUUGUCCUGGAACCCCAACCUGAGUGGAAACUUGCUCAGUGCAUCAGAUGACCAUACAAUCUGUCUAUGGGACAUCAGUGCUUUUCCGAAAGAGGGGAAGAUAGUGGAUGCCAAGACCAUCUUCACAGGUCACACGGCUGUGGUGGAGGAUGUUUCCUGGCACCUUCUGCAUGAGUCACUGUUUGGCUCUGUGGCGGAUGACCAGAAACUCAUGAUCUGGGACACACGAUCCAAUAACACAUCAAAGCCCAGUCACGCUGUGGACGCCCACACAGCCGAAGUCAACUGCCUGUCCUUCAACCCCUACAGCGAGUUCAUCCUUGCUACUGGCUCUGCAGACAAGACGGUUGCAUUGUGGGAUCUACGUAACCUGAAGCUGAAACUUCACUCAUUUGAGUCACACAAGGAUGAAAUCUUCCAGGUCCAGUGGUCUCCCCAUAAUGAGACCAUCUUAGCCUCCAGUGGCACAGACAGACGUCUCAAUGUUUGGGACCUGAGCAAAAUCGGAGAAGAGCAAUCUGCAGAGGAUGCUGAAGAUGGGCCUCCUGAGCUGUUGUUUAUUCAUGGAGGGCACACAGCUAAGAUCUCAGACUUCUCCUGGAACCCAAACGAACCCUGGGUAAUCUGUUCUGUUUCAGAGGACAACAUUAUGCAAGUGUGGCAGAUGGCAGAGAACAUCUACAAUGAUGAAGAGCCAGACACCACUGCAUCAGAGCUGGAAGGGCAGGCAUCAUAACUGAAUCAGCAGCUGGGUCCACAUCUCAUUAAAAACCUGCAACCCUUUUCAUGGCUUCUCUUACUCUUGAGCUUUUUAGUUCUUAGAAAUUAUCCAUCCUGUUAUUUCCCACUUUACAUAUACAAGAUCCAUUUGUCUUUACUGGCUCCAUCUGUUGAUCCUUUUCUAAAAGGUUCACCUACAUUAAUUGCUGCAAAGUAUGGUUUAGGAACAGAGUAGUCUGGAUGCUUGUAGUUCAGAGAAAGAUUAACAGACUGCAUCGUAUGGUCAAUCACUUCUGAGAAGUUAUGGCCUGGUGUGGCUUUUUCACAAACACAAUUUUUAGUUUUUGUGCAUAAACCAGGCCAUAGGUGUCAAUUUGCUAUAAGUCUUUUGUAACUUUUAAAACGAUUUUGUAUUACUUAAUUGUUUAUAUGUACUUGCAAUUCAAUUAUGAAAAAUAAAUUACAGAUAAA
Messenger RNA from Xyrauchen texanus (razorback sucker), 1864 nucleotides. RefSeq names its product histone-binding protein RBBP7. Gene Ontology annotation, molecular function: histone binding. Gene Ontology annotation, biological process: regulation of gene expression. Bases 132 to 1409 code for a protein of 425 amino acids. Gene Ontology annotation, cellular component: NuRD complex; ESC/E(Z) complex; nucleus. Lineage: Eukaryota; Metazoa; Chordata; Actinopteri; Cypriniformes; Catostomidae. The transcript is spliced from 12 exons. The record is from RefSeq and is a predicted model, not a curated record.